Molecule: messenger RNA, 1542 nt
Organism: Gossypium arboreum
Lineage: Eukaryota; Viridiplantae; Streptophyta; Magnoliopsida; Malvales; Malvaceae
Product: cytochrome P450 CYP749A22-like
Exons: 5
Coding region: 1-1542 (513 amino acids)
Molecular function (GO): monooxygenase activity; iron ion binding; heme binding
Source: RefSeq, a predicted model, not a curated record
AUGGAUUCAACAUCCAAGUUUUUAAUCUUCCUCGCAAGUUCUUUAAGCUUAUUUCUAUUGAAAUUCCUUCACAAAUAUUGGUGGACGCCUUUGAAAAUACAAAAAGCACUGAGUUUACAAGGAAUCAAAGGACCUCCAUAUGAGUUCAUCCAUGGCAACAACAAAGCCUCUUCUCGUUUUAGAUUCGAAGCUUUAAGCAAACCCAUGGCUUCCUUAACACAUAAUAUAGUCCCAAGAGUUAUUCCUCAUAUCCAUUCAUGGAUCAACACUUAUGGGAAUAUUUAUCUUACAUGGGAGGGAAAUCAAGCUCAACUGGUGAUAUCUGAACCCGAAAUAAUCAAAGAGAUACUGAAAAGCAACGACGGGUCUUUCCCGAAACGGAAGGAUGAUUCGAGUUUUAUUUAUAAGAUUCUAGGUGACGGACUCGUGGCGACAGAAGGUGCGAAAUGGGUGAGGCAAAGGAAGUUGGCGAAUCAUGCCUUUCAUGGAGAGAGUUUAAAAAAUAUGAAUCCAGCAGUGAUUGCUAGUGUGGAGACGAUGUUGGAGAAGUGGAAAGGCCGAGAAGGUGAAGAGAUGGAAGUGUUUGAGGAGUUUAGGUUGUUGACUGCGGAAGUGAUAUCGAGAACGGCUUUCGGUAGCAAUUACUUGGAAGGGAAGAAGAUUUUCGAGAUGUUGACGAGAUUAUCGAUACUAGUCAUCAACAAUUACUACAAAACUAAGAUUCCUGGCAUCAGCAUGAUAUGGAAAACUGCGGAUGAAAUAGAAUCGGAGAAACUUGCUAAAGGAAUACAUGACCGUGUGAUGGAAAUGGUUAAGAGAAGGGAAAAGAAUGUAUCGGUUGGAGAAUCCGACAAUUUCGGCAAUGAUUUUCUGGGAUUGCUUAUAAAUGCUCAUCGUGAUUCUGACGAGAAAAAUCGAUUUUCCGUCGAGGAUCUAGUGGAUGAGUGCAAAACAUUCUAUUUUGCCGGUCAAGAAACAACUAAUUCCUUGUUGGCAUGGACGGUCUUAGUUUUAGCAAUUCAUACUGAAUGGCAAGAAAAAACAAGACGAGAGGUUUUCGAGGCAUUCGGUGACCGAAAUCCUAAUUCCGAAGGCAUUUCCAAACUAAAAAUUAUGAACAUGGUCAUCAACGAAACCCUGAGAUUGUAUUCUCCUGUAUCUGCUGUAAUCCGAAAGGUCGGAAAAGAGGCUCAAUUGGGAAGGCUCGUUUUGCCUGCAAAUAUGGAGGUAAUGAUCCCAAUCAUGGCACUUCACCACGACCCUCAAUUAUGGGGAGACGAUGUACAUCUUUUCAAGCCAGAGAGAUUCACCGAAGGCAUCGCCAGUGCUACCAAAUACAACUCAGCAGCAUUCAUUCCCUUUUCGAUGGGACCUCGAUCUUGCGUCGGUAUGAGCUUUGCAACCACUGAAACAAAGAUCGCUCUCUCAAUGAUUCUCCAACGCUACGCCUUUACUCUCUCGCCGGCCUACGUUCAUGCACCGUUUCCUAUAAUCACGCUUCAACCACAACACGGUAUUCAAGUAAUGCUUAACCGUUUAUAG